UAAAAAUAUUCUUAACACGUUGAAUGCCACGCCAGUUUUACAAGGUUUGGCCGUGGCUCCACAAUGAAUUUUUUUAUUAUACGAUACAUAUAAUGUUGAAAUAUUACCUACAAGAGAUAUGUUACGGUGUAUAAUCAUUAUUAAUGAAUUUAUCUCACUGAGGUCACCGGUGACCCCCAUGGCGCUGUAGUGCAAUUUCGCUCGAUCCACUUAAUUUUUGCGAUUAUCAGUUAUCUCAUAUUGUUUCUUCGCGUUGCUAAAUAAUUUUUCUAUACUGUUACGUCUCGGGACCUACCAUAAACCAUAAUCCAUCCCUCGGUCAUACUUAUUCGGACCCGCAAUAAUCCUAAAGAACCAUCACAAGAUUUAGCAUUUUUUACCUUACUGUCAAGCCCCUUAAUUGCCAUCAAACAUCUUACAAGUUGAAACGUUCCUUAGGGUUAUUGUUCAUUAAGGUAAAACACGGAAAAAGCGGGGUUUUCCCAUGUCCGACGGCCACUGGUGGGGGGCGCACAUAAUAGAUCUAUAUUUCAUGUAUAAAUAAAACUAUUUUUAUACAUUCUAUACUGCAUUCAUUUCGUCACACCAUUGUAGUAACGGUGGUAAUAAUAAAAAAUUUAUGACUAUUGACAUUUCUUCCAAUUAUAUAUUUUUACUAAUCUUGGUGCGCCGGUCACCGGUGACCUCCGUGGGGCCACGGUCAAGUUGAGUGCCGGUCACCGGUGACCCCCAUGACAUUCAACGUGUUAAAUAUAAAUAUAAAGUGUCGGACAAAAUGGUAGGACACUUUACCUAUUUGUGUAUUUCAUCUUGUUAAAAGAAGGAAAUAUUUCGCAUAUCCUAUAUGUUGAAUAUUUCCAGAAUAACACAUUAAAUUUCAUAUUCAUACGAUAAUACAUAUACAAUACAUACAAUGAGGAAGUUAGGGGAAAAAUAAGCAUGGACUGAUAUUAAUUGGAUAGUUAAUGUUAAGGUUGAUAGUUCUAUAUUCAAACGUAUAUACGUAAUAUUCAGUUAAUAUUCUCUCUCUUUGCUCGAUUAAUAUUCUCUCGUUUUGUUUGGUUAAUAUUCACAGGGUCAUCCCCACUAUUACCUGGAAUUGACCCGCUCGGAGUUCGCCCGAGGCGAUCGUCCGUGUUAUCUAAUUGGUAAUCGAUGGUGUCAAGUUACCAAGUCAUUGUAUGAAGAAAAAUAGAAUUUGUUUUUUUACCUUAUUAUUAUGAAACUAUUUUAAUCAGAUUGCUGAGGUUUUAGCAAUGGAAAUGAUACCGAACAUGACUACAUUCGAAUGACUUUGGACUAUUCGGAUUAAUCACGAUUAAGAAAAAAAAUGUAAAACGAAUAUUAUAAUUCAUUAGCAUUUUUCAUUCAGUUUCUUGAUAAUGUAGAAUAAAUCACUUUUUCGAAUGAUGUCCUAAAAAAUUGUGUUAUUUGAGCAAUUCUUGGAAUGCACUUGCUCGGGUAACACGGACCUGACAAACAUUAAUCAUUUAGCAAGCAAGAGACAAGUGAAGUCUACGAGACUACGCAGCUUUAUCCAAAUUCAUAAUUUAGUGGUGUCUUUAAAAAAAAAGAAGAAAUAGCAAUGAGUCGUGAAAAACGUCUUAAACGGUGGAAAAUUGAAGAAAUGAUUCGUUUAUGAUCAAACAAUUAUGCAAUUACCUAAAUUCACAAAAUAAUAAAGUGGAGUCGUAAUGUGAUAUUACAUAAUCAAUCACGAUACAAUCUCUUAGGAAACUCUGAAAGAGAUUUUCAUUUCGUAGUCGAAUAACUACUGACAGAAAUUGUAAGAAUGGAAAGUAGGUCAGUUUUAGAAUUUAUUCUUAAUUACCAAGGUGAAGUUCGUAGAAGUUGGAGUUAUAUACUUUAUAAAUUUGUAGUGAAUGAUUUUUCUUCUACGACAGAAGCAAAUUUGUGGCAGAAUGUUAAAUGGCCUGUUGUUAUUUUUCAACAUGCUGCUCUUUUAGAAAUAAUCCAUGCUGCAACUGGUUUAGUUAAAUCAAACCCUGUACUUACAACUUUUCAAGUGUUUAGUCGUAUUAUAGUAGUGAGUGGUGUAUUGUUGGCAACUCCAAAUAAUUAUGCGGCGUCAUCUUAUGGUCUUCCAUUAGCCAUCUUAGCAUGGUCAAUAACAGAAAUAAUUCGAUAUUUGUUUUACUAUAUGAAUCUCAAUGAAUUUGUUCCUUAUUUUCUCACAUGGCUAAGGUAUACGUUAUUUAUUGUAUUGUACCCAAUAGGUGUAACUGGAGAAUUAUUAUGCAUAUAUUCAGCUGUAAAUUAUGCAAACUCUCAUCCAGAAUUCUGGAGUUACAAACUUCCUAACUCAUGGAAUUUCAUAUUUAGUUAUUAUUUCAUUCUUAUAACUAUUAUGCUAUCAUAUAUUCCUCUUUUCCCACAAUUAUAUUUGCAUAUGUUUGCUCAAAGACGUAAAAUUAUAGGAGGUGAAACAUCCAAGAAAGCGAAUUAAUAUAAAGGAAAUUUUGAUAUAUUUUAUUAAUAUUUUAUAAUAUUUAUGAUAAAAAUAAAUAUUACAAUAUAUAGCA
Messenger RNA from Bombus impatiens (common eastern bumble bee), 2543 nucleotides. RefSeq names its product very-long-chain (3R)-3-hydroxyacyl-CoA dehydratase hpo-8 (gene Hacd1). Gene Ontology annotation, cellular component: endoplasmic reticulum membrane. The transcript is spliced from 6 exons. Lineage: Eukaryota; Metazoa; Arthropoda; Insecta; Hymenoptera; Apidae. Gene Ontology annotation, biological process: sphingolipid biosynthetic process; fatty acid elongation; very long-chain fatty acid biosynthetic process. The record is from RefSeq and is a predicted model, not a curated record. Gene Ontology annotation, molecular function: 3-hydroxyacyl-CoA dehydratase activity. Bases 1793 to 2467 code for a protein of 224 amino acids.